UCCUCACCUAAACAAAAACCCAAAAACAAAAAACAACCCUUGUAAAAGAAAAAACCUUUUAUGAGAAUUCAACAAUUAGAUUUAAUAUCCAACAAGUAGAAAAAUAAAUUUAUGAUGAUUUAGUAUCAUGAUUGAUGAUACCGCUUACCUCCAACAAUAAAAAGGAAAUCUAAGGAGAGUAAACUGAGUAAGAGAGUAACCCAAGACUAAGGAAAAAAAAGCAAACACACUUCCACCACAUUCACACUCUCCUCCUCUAAAACUCUCUCCUUUUCUGGUUUGUUGUAAUCUGGUGACUAGAGUGUGCAACCUGGCAACAAUGCACUGUUUCUCUUCUAUCUUUUCAAUUACUUCUCCUCCUUCUCUCCAACAACAACAAUAACACCACCACCAUUUUUCUCAUUCAUUUCAUCUUUCUCUUAGAUCUGGUGUUUUUCUUUUUUUUCUGGGUAAUCCAGAAAAAACUACAUAAAAAUAUUGUAAAAUUAAAUUUUUAUAUAAAAAGAUAAAUCUGGGUUUUGAGAGAAAUGAAAGCUUCUCAAAAAGAAACAGAGAAGCUGAUUUGGGAUCAGAUGAGAAGCCCAUCCUCCGUAGGAUCUCCUCACCAAAACAAAGGCCUCUUCCCUAAACUCCUCCUCUGGCUUAUCCUAUCUGUCUCCGUCACUUACCUCGUCUACACUCUCAAACUCGUCUCCAAUCCCCACUCUUGCCACGUCGACACCGACAACCCCUUCCACACCCACCUCCGCCUCCCCCUCUCCAACUCCACCACAAUCCCAUCCGGGCCCAAGCUCGGGCCCGAACCCAAGCCCAACCCCAAGCCCAACCCCAAGCCCGACCCCAAACCCAAGCCCGACGAAGGGCCCGGGCCGACGAACAUAUCGCACAUAGUGUUCGGCAUUGGAGGGUCAGCGAGUCUGUGGGAGGGGAGGAAAAAGUACAUAAAAAUAUGGUAUAACAAAUCAGAAAUGAGAGGGAUUGUGUGGUUAGACGGUGACGUCAGCACAGGAGAAGAAGGAGAAGAAGAAGGAAAAGAAGAUAAGAAGAAGCUUCCAGAAGUUAGGAUAUCGGAAGACACAUCGAAGUUUAGGUAUACUAAUAAACAAGGACAUAGGUCGGCGAUUCGGAUCUCAAGGAUUGUUUCGGAGACAUUAAGGUUGGGUUUAAAAGAUGUGAGGUGGUUUGUAUUAGGAGAUGAUGAUACCGUCUUUGUUACUGAUAAUUUAGUGAGAGUAUUGAAUAAGUAUGAUCAUAGAGAGUAUUAUUAUAUAGGGAGUAAUUCUGAAUCACAUUUACAGAAUAUAUAUUUUUCUUAUGCAAUGGCGUAUGGUGGUGGUGGUUUUGCUAUUAGUUAUCCUUUAGCUGUUGCUUUAGCUAAGAUACAAGAUAGGUGUAUUCAAAGGUAUCCUGUUCUUUAUGGUAGUGAUGAUCGAAUGCAAGCUUGCAUGGCUGAACUUGGUGUUCCACUUACUAAAGAACUCGGUUUUCACCAGUAUGAUGUGUAUGGCAACUUGUUUGGACUGCUAGCUGCGCAUCCUGUAACGCCACUUGUCUCGCUGCAUCAUUUGGACGUGGUCGAACCCAUCUUCCCUAACAUGACUCAGGUUCAAGCCUUGCAACACCUUACGAUUCCAAUGAAAUUGGACUCUGCUGGGCUAAUGCAGCAGUCUGUAUGUUACCAUAAACCAAAGAAAUGGACCAUCUCCGUGUCAUGGGGUUUUGCAGUUCAAAUAAUACGGGGCGUCUUAUCUCCCCGUGAGAUGGAGAUGCCAACAAGGACGUUCUUGAAUUGGUAUAGGAGGGCCGACUACACAGCUUAUGCAUUCAACACACGUCCUGUGGCCCGAAACCCUUGCCAGAAGCCCUAUGUAUAUUACUUGUCCAAAGCUAAAUUCGAUAAGGAGAAGAAUCAGACAGUGAGCGAAUACUUGCUGCAUCGUGUGCAACACCCCCUGUGCCGGUGGAGGAUGACUGAGCCUUCAACAAUUGAUAGAGUGGUUGUCUACAAGAAACCGGAUCCACAAUUAUGGAGUAGGUCUCCAAGGAGGAAUUGUUGCAGAAUAUUGAAGUCGAGGACGAACGGGACCAUGGUAUUAGAUGUCGGUGUAUGUAAGAGAGGUGAGGUCAUUGAGGUAUAAAAACAUGUGAACAAAAGAAAAAAAAAAUUGUUAGAAGCAUUUUGUUAGUCUUAAUUAAAUAGUUCAUCUUCUGUUUUUUUCACUUUCUGCUGUAUUCAAUUCUUCUGUAGUUUCAUCUCCAAAAACAUUAUCAUCUUCAAAUCCUUGGAUCCCACUGACUACCCACUAUUAAAUACUAGGGUAUGGGUAUAUUGAAUGUAGAGAAGCUGUAGCUUAUAUCAUUUAUAAAUGGAAAUUUAUGUUAUUCUAA
Messenger RNA from Beta vulgaris subsp. vulgaris (sugar beet), 2388 nucleotides. RefSeq lists its product as hypothetical. NCBI's taxonomy places the organism in Eukaryota, Viridiplantae, Streptophyta, Magnoliopsida, Caryophyllales, Amaranthaceae. Bases 528 to 2138 code for a protein of 536 amino acids. The record is from RefSeq and is a predicted model, not a curated record. The transcript has 3 exons. Gene Ontology annotation, molecular function: acetylglucosaminyltransferase activity.